AUGGCACCAAAAUCAAAGCUGCCGUUCGAUCGCGAGCUGGAGUCCCUUCUUCCAGACUAUGAUGAGUUAAUCCGAAGUGGACAGACGCCAGUCCAAGUCCAUGACAUCCUGCUUCCGGACGUCACUCAUGAAGAACACACUUUCCUCGGUACCGACAAAAACCAGCUGAUCAUGUCAAUCUUCCGCAAAAAAGGUCUACCAGACACUGGACCACAAAAACGACCUACCAUCUACCAUAUCCAUGGUGGAGGAAUGAUCAUGGGUAACCGCUUCUGCAACCUAAGCGGCCUGCUUGAAUUCGUUCGCGACUACGAUGCGAUUUGCACCACGAUUGAGUAUCGGCUUGCGCCCAAUCAUCCCUACCCUGCACCGAUCGAAGAUUGCUACGCUGGCCUGGUGUGGGUACAAGCGCACGCAGAAGAACUCGGAAUUGACCCAGCCCGCAUUGUAAUCAACGGACUCUCAGCCGGAGGUGGGCUGGCAGCAGGUGUGGCUCUACUAUGUCGCGACCGAAAAGGCCCUCUAUUGAUUGGGCAAUCGCUCUUCUCGCCUAUGAUUGAUGAACAUAAUAAUUCAGAUUCUGCGCAUGAGUUCACUGGCAUUGGUAUCUGGGAUCGCAACGCGAAUAUGACAGGUUGGAAUGCGUAUCUAGGUGACCGCAGAGGAACUGGCAACGUCAGUAUGUAUGCAGCGCCUAUCAGAGCAAAGGAUCUGGCUGGGCUUCCGCCGGCGUAUAUUGAUGUUGGAUCAACGGAGACAUUCCGCGAUGAGGAUGUGCAGUAUGCGCAGAAUAUGUGGCGAGACGGAACACAGUGUGAGCUACAUGUUUGGCCGGGUGCUUAUCAUGGAUUUGAGGGGCUGAACCCGGGGGCCCAGUUGUCUAUCAUGGCGAGGAAAGCGAGGUCGGAUUGGCUGCGGCGGGUCCUGUUCUGUUAA
Molecule: messenger RNA, 936 nt
Organism: Aspergillus novofumigatus IBT 16806
Lineage: Eukaryota; Fungi; Ascomycota; Eurotiomycetes; Eurotiales; Aspergillaceae
Product: alpha/beta hydrolase
Exons: 1
Coding region: 1-936 (311 amino acids)
Molecular function (GO): hydrolase activity
Source: RefSeq, a predicted model, not a curated record